Leucoraja erinaceus (little skate) is the source of this 2009-nucleotide messenger RNA. It is a transcript of the gene syt3, whose product is annotated as synaptotagmin III. The record is from RefSeq and is a predicted model, not a curated record. Gene Ontology annotation, molecular function: phosphatidylserine binding; calcium-dependent phospholipid binding; clathrin binding. Gene Ontology annotation, cellular component: membrane. Lineage: Eukaryota; Metazoa; Chordata; Chondrichthyes; Rajiformes; Rajidae. The annotation marks the transcript as partial. Gene Ontology annotation, biological process: regulation of dopamine secretion; regulation of calcium ion-dependent exocytosis; cellular response to calcium ion. The transcript has 6 exons.
CCCCCCACCCCACCACCACCAACACCCUCCAAGCCAACUCUGACCAUGGAAGGCUGGGAGUGUGGAUGACCUUCUGCCCGCUGACCAGUGGGGGUUUGGGGGUGACCAGCUUGGACUUUGCUAGGUCUUGAGCCUCGAGUUGACCCUGGCCGUUCUUGGGCCCUGACCUUCAGAUGUUCUGGGCUCCACCAUCAUUGGAGCUCUCCCUUUUCCACAGUGAAGAUUGAAGAUCGAGGGUGGGGGAGACCAGAUCUAGGAGGUCCACGUGUCGGUCAAGACUGCCCCAGACCCCAGGUUGGAGCUGAGGAACCAUCAUCUCCAGUUGAGUGGUCUUCCAUCGAUAGUCCAUAGUCCACCCCUAGCCUGGCAUUCUCCCCCCUCCCUCCUCACCCCCCAUCUCCCCCCAACGGACGUCCAGCACCGACCGCCCUUCAGUGCCCGCCCGCCCGCCGUGAAGGCGAUGCUGGGGCGAGAUGUCGGGCGACGGAGAGGAAGAUAUUUGCAGGAACGCGCUGGCUCUGGUCGAUGAGUUGUGCUUCGGGCUCAGGGGCCACCACAGCAACGAGAAGUGCAUCGAGUUCUCCUACCUCCUGCGUGACCGAGAUCGCACGCGGCACAUCGAGACGGACAUCUCGGUCAGCUUGCUGUCGGUCAUUGUCACCUUCUGUGGCAUCGUGCUGCUGGGAGUGUCGCUAUUCGUCUCGUGGAAGUUGUGCUGGAUCCCAUGGCGGGACAAGGGCCUGAACCCACCGCGCAAGGACUCGCUCCACCACCAGCACCAGCACCACCAGCCCCUCCACCACCACCUCCACCACCACCACUCCCACUUCACCGACCUGGCCGUGGAGAGAGUGGACAGUGGCCCCGAGAUGCCCGAACGCAGCUACCUGGACCUCGAGUCCUACCCUGAGUCCAGCAUCAAGGUCAGCCAGACCUCUCCGGACAUCCCUGUGGACACCAGCGCAGGGAGCAAGGAGAACAGCCUGCCCAACGCUCACUCCCAGCAACAGGUCUCCGUACAGACUCCAGCCACAAGGUUUAACUCACUGCCGAGGCCCAUCCCACAGCAGCUGAGCAGCCCGGAUUUUGUCACUCAGGCCGAGGAGAAAGUGGAGCAGGUGACCAGCAUCGGCCAGAUCAAGCCCGAGUUGUACAAGCAGCGAUCGAUCGAUGCCGAGGCCAAGAAGCACCAGAAGGUCAACUGCGGGAGGAUCAACUUCCUCCUGCGUUACACCUACGCCACGGAGCAACUGGUGGUCAAGAUCCUCAAGGCCCUCGACCUGCCCGCCAAAGAUGCCAACGGGUUCUCCGACCCCUACGUGAAGAUCUACCUGCUGCCCGAUCGCAAGAAGAAGUUCCAGACCAAGGUCCACCGCAAGACCCUGAACCCCAUCUUCAACGAGAUCUUCCAGUUCAGCGUCCCCUUCAACGAGCUCCAGAACCGCAAGCUACACUUCAGCGUCUAUGACUUUGACCGCUUCUCGCGCCAUGACCUCAUCGGCCAGGUGGUCUUGGACAACCUGCUGGAGUUCUCCGACUUCACUGAGGACACCACCCUGUGGAGAGACAUCCUGGAGGCCACCUCUGAGAGGGCCGACCUGGGUGAGAUCAACUACUCGCUGUGCUACCUACCGACCGCUGGCCGUCUCACCAUCACCAUCAUCAAAGCCACCAACCUCAAGGCCAUGGACCUGACCGGAUUUUCAGACCCGUACGUCAAGGCCUCGCUGAUCUGCGAAGGAAGACGUCUGAAGAAGAGGAAGACCUCGAUAAAGAAGAAUACUCUGAACCCGGUGUACAACGAGGCCUUGGUCUUCGAUAUCCCCAACGAGAACAUGGACCAGGUCAACGUCAUCAUCGCAGUCAUGGACUACGACUGCAUUGGCCACAAUGAGGUGAUCGGGAUGUGCCGGGUUGGGAACGCCGCUGACGGUCCGGGCCGGGAACACUGGAACGAGAUGCUGGCAAACCCGCGCAAACCCAUUGAGCAGUGGCACCAGCUGAUUGAG